AGAAACGUUGACCUAGUGUAAUAUUUUCCCGCCAUCGUUAGUACCAGAACUCUCUCAGCCGCAGCCGCAUCUCCGUCGCCGUCAUGGCGGAUAAGAAGAAGCGAAAGCGAACUAAAGAGGACAAAGAUGAGGAUCUUCCUUUCAAAAGCAUCCUUGAAUCAGACGAAGCUAUCCUGAAACUUCUCAAAUCCUACAUCUCCUCUUCUCUAACCGCCGCCGCCGCAGGAAGUAGCGGCGCCUCCUCCUCGUCUUCAUCGAAACCGCUAACUCUAGCUGACCUCUCCCUCUCAUCUUCCUGCCGUGAAGUUGCUGAUCUCUCCCUCUCCUCCGUCCAGACGGAAAUAGAGACGGUCAUCGUUCAGAUCGCCCGUUCAAUCCUCGCAGGCGAUGGCUUCUCCUUCAGCGUUCCCUCGCGCGCCGCAUCUAACCAGCUCUAUGUCCCUGAGCUAGACCGCAUAGUGCUUAAAGACAAAUCUACCCUCCGUCCCUUUGCAUCAGUUUCUUCUGUCAGGAAGACAACUAUCACCACGCGGAUACUCGCCCUUAUCCACCAACUCUGCCUCAGGAACAUCCACGUCACCAAGCGUGAUCUCUUCUACACUGACGUUAAGCUUUUCCAGGACCAGACACAGAGUGAUGCUGUGUUGGACGACGUGUCGUGUAUGCUCGGCUGCACAAGGUCAAGCCUCAAUGUAAUUGCAGCGGAGAAAGGUGUGGUGGUGGGAAGGCUCAUAUUCAGUGACAACGGAGACAUGAUAGACUGCACAAAGAUGGGGAUGGGUGGGAAAGCCAUUCCACCGAACAUCGAUCGAGUUGGAGACAUGCAGAGUGAUGCUAUGUUCAUACUCUUAGUUGAGAAAGAUGCAGCUUACAUAAGGCUAGCUGAAGACAGAUUCUACAACCGGUUCCCCUGCAUCAUCGUCACUGCAAAAGGCCAGCCCGAUGUAGCCACGAGGCUGUUCUUGAGGAAGAUGAAAAUGGAGCUUAAGCUUCCGGUGCUUGCCUUGGUGGAUAGUGAUCCUUACGGGUUGAAGAUCUUGUCGGUUUAUGGAUGCGGGUCGAAGAACAUGUCUUACGAUAGCGCAAACUUGACUACACCUGAUAUUAAGUGGCUUGGGAUCAGGCCAAGUGAUUUGGAUAAGUACAAGAUUCCUGAGCAGUGUAGGUUGCCGAUGACUGAGCAGGAUAUUAAGACCGGGAAGGAUAUGCUGGAGGAGGAUUUCGUGAAGAAGAAUCCUGGGUGGGUCGAAGAACUUAACCUGAUGGUGAAGACAAAGCAGAAGGCUGAGAUUCAGGCGUUGAGUUCUUUUGGUUUCCAGUAUUUAUCAGAAGUUUACUUGCCCCUGAAACUGCAGCAGCAGGAUUGGCUCUGAUCUUCAGGUUGCUGUUCUUAUUGAGUUACUGUUCAAUUAGAGACCAACAAGUUUACUGAUAUGUGUUAUCGCAGAGAUCGAUAUUUGGGUUUUAAAUUGUGUUGUAUCGGUUUACACAGAACUGGGAAGAUAUUUGUAAGCUGUUUUUUCUGAAUGUACACAGAUAUUUGCAUCAAGAUAUUCUGCAAUC
Brassica rapa (field mustard) is the source of this 1563-nucleotide messenger RNA. RefSeq names its product DNA topoisomerase 6 subunit A. Gene Ontology annotation, biological process: meiotic DNA double-strand break formation; reciprocal meiotic recombination; DNA topological change. The record is from RefSeq and is a predicted model, not a curated record. NCBI's taxonomy places the organism in Eukaryota, Viridiplantae, Streptophyta, Magnoliopsida, Brassicales, Brassicaceae. Gene Ontology annotation, molecular function: ATP binding; DNA topoisomerase type II (double strand cut, ATP-hydrolyzing) activity; DNA binding. Gene Ontology annotation, cellular component: nuclear chromosome.